This is a messenger RNA of Dendronephthya gigantea, 8144 nucleotides long. RefSeq lists its product as uncharacterized. Gene Ontology annotation, molecular function: protein binding; calcium channel activity. Gene Ontology annotation, cellular component: membrane. The record is from RefSeq and is a predicted model, not a curated record. Gene Ontology annotation, biological process: detection of mechanical stimulus. Bases 3 to 8144 code for a protein of 2713 amino acids. Lineage: Eukaryota; Metazoa; Cnidaria; Anthozoa; Malacalcyonacea; Nephtheidae. The transcript has 22 exons.
GAAUGUAUUCAAAUACUGGCGAUGCUGCCUGCUUCUGUCCAUCUAACUAUGUUGGGGAUUUAUGUGAAACUUAUAGCCCACCUCCUACAGUCCCUUUAGCCACUGAUGCAAAUCCUCCACUUGGAACGACUGCAAAUCUUCCACUUGGAACGACUGCAAAUCCUCCACUUGGAACGACUGCAAAUCUUCCACUUGGAACGACUGCAAAUCUUCCACUUGGAACGACUGCAAAUCCUCCACUUGGAACGACUGCAAAUCUUCCACUUGGAACGACUGCAAAUCUUCCACUUGGAACGACUGCAAAUCCUCCACUUGGAACGACUGCAAAUCUUCCACUUGGAACGACUGCAAAUCCUCCACUUGGAACGACUGCAAAUCCUCCACUUGGAACGACUGCAAAUCUUCCACUUGGAACGACUGCAAAUCCUCCACUUGGAACGACUGCAAAUCCUCCACUUGGAACGACUGCAAAUCCUCCACUUGGAACGACUGCAAAUCCAGUAUCGACCACGCCAGGCUAUGCUUCAAUUGCAGGCUUCGUACUUAAACCUAUAUCAGCUCAGAAAUUUGGGCAAAGUUUCACUGUCGUGUGGGACAUGACCGCUGGUACGAGUGUCACAAUUGCUGUAUCAUACAACGGUAUCCCAUGCUGCAAUGCAGGGCCACUUACCAACACUGGCGGCCAAUGCGAUUGUCUGAUAUCCGAUCCAGGCCUCUUUGACCCAGAUGGCGUGGUGAAUAUUAGUGCCAUAGCUUCAAAUUUAGCGUCCAGUUCUCCCACAUAUAUCGAAGUCGAAGUUUUAAAAGUUAUCACCCAAGUGUCUUUCACAAUGUUAACAAGCUACUCAGACUUUGGGGUAAACAUCGAGGGUCGUGGGAGUCAGCGAAAUGUAUUUCCAGCUGAACAUCCCGUGAAGUUCAAUUGCUCGUAUGCAGGAGGUCCAGUUACGACUGUGUCUUGGGUGUUCAAUUGCGAUGCUGAUGGUACGAUCUCUGAGUCUCAGUCCUUUUUCGACAAGAUCUUUCCAAGCAAGACGAGUCAGAACUGCCAAAUUACCCUGAAACUAGAGAACAGCAUCAAUUCAACAUUAGCACACGGUAGCAUUGAACUUAAGGAAAGUUUUAUUCUGAAAAGUCUAACGAGCGACGGUCCUGUGAAAGAAAACCAAACCAUCACGUUUACAAUUUCGCUGGAAAAGUUCGGCACCCAGACUUGUAUGUGGGUUGAUUUAGGAGACAAUAGUUCUCUCCUGGUGUUUGGUGAUGCCUCGUGUACCACAAAGUUUGAUGUUACUGCGAUUAACCCGAAUAUCUUGACUGUACCUCGUUUCAAGUUUUUCCCGAAGGCUUCAGGUACACAGGAGAUCGUCGUCCAGCAUGUCUAUCUUAACAUUGGCUCUUAUGACGUCAGGAUGAACGCGUCAAAUGAGGUUUCCAUGGUAACAAAAGACAUGAUCGUCGUUGUCAUGGCCUACGUUUGCCAUAAUCCAAACGUCACAAUAACAGGUUUAGCUCCAAAUACAUCCAACGUCUUAAAUGCGGCUCAAGUAUACCGCUCAGUCGUCAUUUCUUUGUCCACCCAGAACGACAUUGAUUGUGAGAACACAGAACGAACAAGGGCAACAUGGAGUGUGUUUAAAUUUGACGACGACCCUCGCGAAAUGAGAACAGUUCCUGUAUCCAGUUUAGCGAAGUCCCUUUAUCACUCCGGUAUUUCCACCCGGGAUCUUUUACUGCCCGGAAAUGAUUUACCCUACGGUUUCUAUGAGAUCAGUGUCCGGGUCGAGAUGAAUGGUUUGCCAGAUGUUUUUGGAAUUGACAAAUUUUACAUCCAAGUGGUUCAAACUCCCUGGCUUAAAGCUGCUGUGGUGGAAGGAUCCUUCUAUACCGCACCUUUUGGCUUCCAGGGAUCCCUAGAUUCCUCUGCAUCUUCAGAUCCGGAUUUUGCUGGUACAGACGGCAUGAGCUUCGUUUGGUAUUGCAGGGAUGUCGACGAUAAAGAGUUCGUUCCAAGCAAUCUGACUCGAGAACCACUUGUCUCCGAGGCUGACGAUGUACUUCUGCCUAUCAAUGCGUCUCGUGGCUGUUUUGGAUCAGGUCGUGGUAGAAUAGAUACUUCAAAUUCUACACUUUUGCUGGACACGAAUAACAUGAUGGAAAUGAAAACAUACGAAAUUCUGCUCGUUGUAUCGAAGACUCAUCCAGAGUUUGGUCUCCGUCAGGCGAUGACAACAAUCUUCUUUCACGUCUCAAGUGGUUUCCCCCCAAAGCUGCAGACGAGCUGCUCCAAAAACUGUAAAUCAAAAAUCAUUCCUGACGAGAAGACCAUCCUGCACUCAGACUGUUCAGCAUUUUGUACAGGAGAAUUGGUGUUUAGUUGGGCUUUAUAUCUGUACGGUGACAUUGACGAGCCUGAACCGCUGAAUUUGUCAGCGUUGCAUGAAAUCCCACCCAAGGACUUUCAAAAUUUGGUAUAUAAUCCAAUCAACGAGCUGGCUCUGGCGAUUAAACCUAACGCGCUGCAAAGCGGCAAAAAAUAUACGCUGGCAUUUCGGGCGUCGCGUCCAACUGGAGUGAUUGGGGAACAGAGAACUACUCUUCGUGUGAAUUCACCGCCCUCUGGUGGCACGUGCUCCGUUACUCCUUCGUCCGGUAUCUCCCUUUCGACAAAUUUCACUUUCUCUUGUGAGGGAUGGUCCGACUCUGAAUCACCGCUGACCUACAAGUUCUUCUACGGAAGCAACCAGAGCAAGACACUGUUCUAUUAUCGUACAAUUGCAUCUGGUGUGAGCAUCAGCCACACUGAUUGGCUGCCAAGUGGAGAGGAAAGUAACAAUUACACCUUAGCUGUCUCCAUGGAAAUUGCAGAUGCGUUCGGAUCAAGUUCAAUCGAGCACUUUCCAAUACAAGUCAGUCCUGCUCCAACAGGAGAACUGAAUUUGACUGAAAUAACCGAUAUAUUUCACCAACAUGUAAAAAAUGGAGAUACUACAGCAGCCAUAGGUCUGGCUUCGGAGUUAAGCUCCACUUUGAAUGCUCUCGGAUCAAGCGCUGGCAAAUCGUCAGAAGAACAGAAAACACCUGGACAGGUACGAGAAGAAAUGCUGACGUUGAUAACUAAAAUGAAGCCAAAAGAUAUGUCCGCAACCUUACAAAUCAGCGGUUCUGUUCUCUCACUUGUUGGAGAAGCUGACCAGUUAACCGAAAAGGCACAGGAUGCGGCGUUGUCGGUGGCUGAAGUUCUGACGAAUAAACUGAAGAAUUUAACGCAGAACGAUUCGGGAUUUAAAAACGUCAAAUCUGGAGUGACGAACGUUCUUGGAACACUCGGUUCUUUGAAUAGUGGUGGAUCAAAGGAUUCCGGAUCGCUUUCCAAAAACGAUACAGUCACCGCGGGAAAUGUUCAGCGUACUUUCGAUUCGGUCGAGAAACUUCAAAGUGUCUUGCUGGAUUAUUUGGUAUCAAACGAAGGUCCGAGCAACAUCGAAACAAAAACGCUUUCAAUAAACGUGGAGAAAGUAGCUGCUUACACUUUCGGAGAGAAAGAAAGCGAACUAAAAGGAGCUCGCUUCAAACCUCCGUCGGGCUCUGCCUUUGGCUUAGGCGAUGUUCUUUCAAAUCCCAACAACUCUUUUCUUCAAAUGCAGCCCAUUGACACCAAGGUUGCUUUAUUCGACAAGAAUCCUUUCACUUGGGACAGCUCGAGUCAAAACGUCACGUCCAACGUGAUUGAUAUUGUAGUUGAAGCAAAGAGCCUCAACAUCUCAUCUUCCAACCUUACGGAAGAUAUUACCGUCACAAUCACCCGAGAUCCAUCAUUGAUUAUGGAUGCAAACAAUUCGUUCUACCUAAAACCUCUUGAAAUGAAUGAAACGAGCAAAACAAGAGACUAUUUGAAGUUCCAUUGCUUUACACGACGGAGUAACUACACCGCUAUGAAUUUCGAAAUGAAACCUGAAGACGUUGGAAUAACUUAUAAUGUAUUCCUGAAGAAAGGUGGAAAACCCGACAUCAAAGCAGGAGAUUACGAGUUCGUUUACAAACUGCCAGACUUCAGUACUUGUAAAGUUGGUAACGACAGCGUGUUUACAUCUCAAUCACAGUCGGGAAACGCUGAACCUGUUCAUAUUGACCCAAGCAAAUGUGCAAAAGAUCCUUACACAGUGUUCGUAUCGAAUUUUGAUUUCAACGGUACUGGGGAGUAUUGUUUUGCUGUACAACACACUGAACAAUUCAAGAAUGAAACUUACCCUAAUCCGGAGUCGUCCUUUAGCUCUCGAAAUCGGCGUUCAGUUUCCUGUGAAGUUGGCGCCAGACGUGUUCGUCGUUCGUGUGUCAUUAUCCCCCCUGCCCCACCGAAGCCAACUGACCCUCCUGGAAAGCUUAAGAUCCUCGUGGCCGACAAUCUAGGCUUUGAUGGCAAGUUCUUUCAUCCCAACCAAACUCCGAACUACAACCUGACCAUGUUCGAAUCGAGCUGUAUAUUCUGGGAUGUUGUCAAUGAGACAUGGAAAGGUGAAGGCUGCAAGGUUGCAAUAGGAACGAACAGAGGACAAAUCCUCUGUUCCUGUAAUCACUUGACGUCGUUUGGAAGUGAUCUUCUUGUUGCUCCAAACCCAAUUGACUUCGACUCGGUCUUCAGUAAUUUCGGAAGUCUUGCUGAGAAUGUCGCUGUGCUGGCUUUGAUAUCGACCAUUCUUGGUUUAUACAUCAUUGGAGUGAUCUGGGCAAGACGAGCGGAUAAAAAAGACUUGCUAAUGGUUGGUCCGACGAUCCUUCGAAAACACCGUGGAAACUAUCACUACCUCAUCACUACUGCCACAGGUAGCAGACAGGGGGCUGGUACUACAGCAAGGGUUGUGUUUACGAUGACAGGCGACGAAAACGAAACACUACCAGUUUGGUUACACGAUCGAGAAAGGCCAUGUUUCGAACGAGGUCAAACCAACUCUUUUGUAGUUUCGUAUCCUCAUGGUGUUGGCGAUUUGAGCUAUAUUCAAAUGUGGCACGAUAACUCAGGUUCUUCGCCAUCUUGGUAUCUCAGUCGGUUGACCAUCAAAGAUCUUCAAACAGGUGUAACAUGGAGAAUGGUUUGUGAAAAUUGGUUGGCUGUUGAAUCAGAGGACGGGAAAGUUUGUCGAAUACUGUCUGUGGCCAACGAAGAGGAAUUGACAAGCUUCAAUCAUGUCUUCUCGAAAAAAGCUAUCAAGGGUCUUGCAGACGGCCAUAUAUGGUUCUCCAUUGUAUCCAGACCUCCCACAAGCAAUUUCACGCGCGUCCAACGUCUCUCAUGCGCUCUUUGCUUGCUGUGUUGCACGAUGAUUACAAGCGCCAUGUUCUAUAACAUGGGAGGCCAGGGUCCAAGUCCUUUCGCUGUUCAAAUUGGUUCGUUGGUUAUCGACCUAAAGCCGUUUGUGAUUGGUCUGCAGAGCAGCAUCAUCAUUGUCCCAGUGAAUGUUCUAAUCGUGCAGAUUUUUCGCAAUCUCCGACCGAAAAAAGAAAAACCGAAGAAAACAGCCGUUUACGAGAUAGAGAAACACGCCGAAGAGGAAGGCGCAAUAAAAGAGAAUGAUACAGUCGAAGGAGUUCAUAUUGAAAACCAAACUCCACCAAAAGGCAAACUUCCAUAUUGUUUUAUCUACAUGGUCUACGCUAUUUGUUACCUCGCGUCUGCCGCUUCGAUUUUUUUCACAUUGCUCUACAGCAUUCAGUGGGGAAAGGAGACUUCAACAGAAUGGGUGAUUGCCAUGGUUACAUCAUUUUUCCAAUCAGUGUUGCUUCUUCAGCCAAUCAAAGUCGUUGUUGCCGCUGUCGUGUUUGCGUUGUUUAUCAAGAAAGCAGAUGACAGCGAGGAGGAGACUGGUAACGAGGGACUGGUGAUCAAUAAAUCUGACGUGGCGGAAGAAGAAUUGGCUGCACGAAACUUGGCGGAGUUGGAACGGAAGAUGGGAGCCAUUGGCAAACCCGUAGGAAAAAUAAAAAAAUAUUACAGUCCUCCAAGUGCGGCCAAGCUGCGGAAAGCGAGAGAAAAACGCCUGAAAGAGAUCAAGAUGAACGCUGCUUUGAAAGAGAUGUUUGCAUUCUUUGUAUUUCUCAUAUUGCUGAUGGCCGUAGCCCAAUACCACAGACAUCCAGACACGUUUUUAUUAACGAAAACUUUGUACGAGACUUUCGAAGAGGUUGAUGCCUAUGGACUUGACCUAGCUGCAAUCUCCGAUACAGAUUCUUUAUGGAUGUGGGCACGUGAAACGCUCAUCCCAGGACUUUACGCGAAUGAGUGGUACAAUGGUAAGAAAAUAGAGAAAGGAUGGCUCGCGAAUAUUGAAGAUAACCUCGUGGGUGUCCCGCGUGUAAGACUACUUCGCGUGAAAGAGGAUUCGUGUCCAGUCUCCAGCUACUUCAAAGAUGUCAUCCCCCAUUGCUACAGUGGGUACUCUGUGGGGGAUGAGGAAGAUGAAAAUUUUGAAGUAAGCUGGAAACCACUGCACGAGGGAAAGUCCCGAAGACGUCGAGCUAUUGCAGAGCCCAAGACCGAGUCUGAAUGGACGAAACGUUUGUUCAACGUGGACGAAGUCGAACACGAUGGCGUGAAGAUUCGGCGUAAAAGAGGACUGGAUCCAAUCAUGGGUGGACUGAGCGGCAAAAAACGACGAAAGAAGAAGCGUUUGCUGGCCAGCGCUAAACCAAAGGAGUAUGUCGUGAACGACAAUGCGUUGUUACCAGAUGGUAAAGUGUUGUCGUGUCUUGAAAGAUGGAAACAUCAAUCAAUGAUAGAUCUUCGAGGAUUUCCAUACUGGGGUACAAUCACUAUGUACAGCGGUAGCGGCUAUGCAGCAAACCUUGGUUAUGACACUGUCACUGCUUACACUGUGGUUGCUGACUUGCAUUCGAACGGCUGGAUUGAUGUCCAGACACGUGCUGUGUUUGUAGAGUUCACCGUAUACAACGCGAAUGCAAACCUAUUUGGCAUCGUUUCGUAUUUUGUGGAAUUUCCACAAUCUUCAGCUGCCGUCACCAGGGCCCAAUACCAAGUUGCGCGGUUUUAUCUUCACCUCAGUGGCGGUCAAACUCUGGCUCAUGUCCUGGUCAUCUUCUUCAUGAUGUAUUUUCUCUUCAGGGAAGGAAAACUUGUUUACAAACAACGCUGGUCUUACUUUAAAGGUUUCUGGAAUUGGGUUGAAGUCAUCCUGAUUGUCAGCGAAUUCCUAUUGAUCGUCUUAUUCCUGGCACGUCUUUACGAAGUUGAUAGAAAUCUUCUUCAGCUACGGGAGAAUCCAAAUGAUUACGUUGGUUUCCAAUAUGCUGCGAAUGCAGACGCCAUGAUGACCUACAUCCUUGGUGUCCUUGUGUUCUUCUACAUCUUACGUUUCUUGCGAUUGUUGAGGUUCAACAAAAACUUCCUUGUCAUCGGGAAAACAUUGGAGAGAAUAAGCUCGCCGAUUAUGAGUUUUUGCUUACCUUUUAUCGCUGGAUUCUUCGCAUUUGCCCUUCUCGCCUUCGCUAUGUUCGGUUCUGAACUUGAAGAGUACAGCUCGUUUAUAAGGACAUUGUCGACUCAGUUGAGCAUGCUUUUAGGAGAUUUUGACUUUGAAGCCAUCUUCAUGGUCAACCCCACCGUAGCAACACUGUAUUUCUUUUCAUUCAUUGGUUUGAACGUGAUGGUGCUCAUGAACAUGUUCAUUGCCAUCAUCAACGACUCCUUCGCUGAGAUUCAAGAGGAAACUGCUGAGAUUCAAAACGAACUGGAAAUUAUCGAUUAUGUGACGACAAGCAUUUCAAAGGGUUUCGACAAGGCAUUCAAGCGCGGUAAAGUCGCACCUGCGAAGAAGAAGAGACGAAAACAAAAACGAAAGUCGAAGAAACAAACUCCUGAGGAGAAGAUCUACUCCAAGUUGGAUGGACGUGUGAAGAAAUUAGAGCUGUUCAUGGAUAUUAUAGAUCGAAGUCUGGGAGAAGAUGAAAUCGAGGAGAAACGAUUUCAUUCUGUACCAAGAGAAAAGCAACAGGAUUUAUGUUUUCGCGUAUUGUGUUUGAUGGAAAGUGCACUUGGUGUCGAUGAAGAAGAACACAACAAAGAAGAUGAAGGGAACGAAGACGUGCCUGAAACACAGUCAGAUGCCGACGACCGAAGUCAAAUUGUAUGA